Dipodomys ordii (Ord's kangaroo rat) is the source of this 4270-nucleotide messenger RNA. It is a transcript of the gene B4galt6, whose product is annotated as UDP-Gal:betaGlcNAc beta 1,4- galactosyltransferase, polypeptide 6. The transcript is spliced from 8 exons. The record is from RefSeq and is a predicted model, not a curated record. Lineage: Eukaryota; Metazoa; Chordata; Mammalia; Rodentia; Heteromyidae. Gene Ontology annotation, biological process: carbohydrate metabolic process; glycosphingolipid biosynthetic process. The coding region runs from base 357 to 1388 and encodes 343 amino acids. Gene Ontology annotation, molecular function: UDP-galactose:glucosylceramide beta-1,4-galactosyltransferase activity.
CGCACCUGCAGCCCCUCCUUCCUCCCGCCGGUGCCGGGUGGGGGAGGACGGGCGCCCGCGGCCUCCUCGGUUUCCCGGUCCGGGUCUCUUGGCUUGCCUCUCCCCUGCCCACGAGGCCAUCCACGCCUCUCUUCCCUCCUUCCCCUCCGUGACCUCUGGCCUCCCAUUCAUUCCUUCCUCGUCUUCCUCUUUUCUCCCUCCCCGCUCGGGCCCUCUCCCACACUCCACCCGCCGUGCGGCCCCCCGCUGCGUUCUCGGGGUGUCUUUAGAGCAUCCGUGGAAGUUGAGGGCCUGGAUCGUGGCUCCGCGAGUCGCGCCCGAGAGCGCAGCCUGAGCUGCUGGCUGGAGAGAGGAAGAUGUCUGUGCUCAGGCGGAUGAUGCGGGUUUCCAAUCGCUUCCUCCUCGUCUUCAUCUUCAUCUUCUCGCUCUCCUCCUCUUGCCUCUACUUCAUCUAUGUGGCUCCGGGCAUCGCCAACACAUAUCUUUUUAUGGUACAAGCUCGAGGUAUAAUGUUGAGAGAAAAUGUAAAAACAAUAGGACAUAUGAUCAGGCUGUACACAAAUAAAAAUGCUACUCUCAACGGGACAGAUUAUCCAGAAGGCAAUAAUUCAAGUGAUUAUCUUGUUCAAACCACAACGUAUCUCCCGGAAAACUUCACAUAUUCACCAUACCUUCCCUGUCCAGAAAAACUGCCUUACAUGCGGGGAUUCCUCAAUGUCAAUGUAAGUGAAGUCAGUUUUGAUGAAGUUCAUCAGCUCUUCUCCAAGGAUUUAGAUAUUGAGCCAGGAGGUCACUGGAGGCCUAAAGACUGUAAACCAAGAUGGAAGACGGGCACACAACCUUUCAAUCGUGCAAUGCUCUUCAACGUGGGCUUCAAAGAGGCCAUGAAAGACAGUGUCUGGGACUGUGUGAUCUUCCAUGAUGUGGAUCAUCUCCCUGAAAAUGACCGAAACUAUUAUGGAUGUGGAGAGAUGCCACGUCACUUUGCAGCUAAGCUGGAUAAAUACAUGUAUAUUCUUCCUUAUAAAGAGUUUUUUGGUGGUGUAAGUGGACUGACUGUGGAACAGUUUAGAAAGAUCAAUGGAUUUCCUAAUGCUUUCUGGGGAUGGGGAGGAGAAGAUGAUGACCUUUGGAACAGAGUUCAUUAUGCUGGAUAUAACGUCACCAGACCAGAGGGGGACUUAGGAAAGUACAAGUCCAUUCCUCAUCACCAUCGAGGGGAAGUACAGUUUUUAGGACGGUAUAAAUUACUAAGGUACUCUAAAGAGCGUCAGUACAUCGAUGGGUUGAACAAUUUAUUAUAUACGCCAAGAAUACUGGUUGAUAGGUUGUAUACAAAUAUAUCUGUAAACCUCACACCAGAGUUAGCUCCAAUUGAGGACUAUUAAAAAAAAAAAGACGAAGAAGUAGCUCUCAUGGCACGAUGCACCACAAUGCUGGAUCAUGUACUUGGAGUGUACUCUCAGUGGAGGUCAGUGCCCGGACCAUGAGAAGAGCCAGCAGUCCUGGGGCUCACAGUGUUGGCACUGUGUAAAGUCCCCCUCUUCCACCUGCCCUGUCGUGGUACACUCCACGACACGGCCAACACUGCAGAACCGGAAGCCGGUGCUGAAGAUUGGAAGUUAAGAGAGCUCCUUAUACAAAAAGAAAUUUUUUAUACUCGGAUCUAUAAUUUAAGAGAAUGCUUUUAUUUCCAUUUAAACAUAUUUUGUACAUAUGUGAUAUAAAUCAAUGUGUUUAAAUAAUUGUUGAACAAUAAGCUGUGUUGCAGUUUUGCAUGUAAUUGGUUAUGCUUCCGUUGGUCUUUUAUAAUACAUUUUUUUAUUUGCAUGGGGAAAAUUACUGUAAAUUUAUGUCACUAAACAAAGUUUAACCCUUGUGUAAAAAUGAAGGAACUGUCAGUAAUUGACAGUGAAUACAGUAAACUGUUAUACUAGUUUUCAGCUUUAGACCUCCAGCCUUUUGCGUGGAAGAAGGCUUAGCUUUUUGAUGGCUUUAAAGGGAAAGAAGAAAAGACUCAAGCAGCUAUUUUUCCUGCCAGGAUUACCUAUUUUUUUCCUUGCUUGCAAGCUUACCAGAUUUAGCUGAAUCACAACCACGUUGUUUAUGCAUAUUGCAUGGUAUUACCAAGAAAAUCUUAAAUGUUGUGAUGUGACAUGAUAUAAAGGACCUCUUUAUGUUAAUGUCUGUUAUGACCUCUGGUGUGUCAGGGAUUCUGUGCCUCAAAAACGCUCCCACGCUUGUAUGUUUAUACAGUUUUUUUUUUUAAUUUCAUAGUGAACAGCACUUUUAUUAUUUCCAGGUCAGAAGAGCCAAAACAAAAUAUAUUCAUUUUUUAAAUUAGUUUUUUUUAAGAAGAAGCUAUAGAGAGCCUAAGUAGUACUUAUACAGAUGAAUUAUACUAUUGGAUAAGACGUUAAAUGUUCUAUUUUUAUGAAGAUAAAUGCCUCAUAGAUUAAAAACAAAUUUUACUUAUCAGACUUGCACAGUUUCACCUUUAAAAAUGACCCUUAUAAUGUCAGCCAGUUUCAUACAAACUAUAUUUUUUUUCACUUACAGUAUAAUGUCAUAGAAUUAUCUUUUGUGUGUGUGUGUGUGUGCCUGUGUGUAUAUGUAUAUGUGCGUGUGCGUGUGCGCAUGGUGCUGGAGACUCACCCCAGGCCCUCUACAGUUACCUUACAAUACAUGAUCAAUUAUCUAGAUGCACUGAUAAUGGGAUACUUGGGGAAGCAGGUCUGACUACCUAAUAGCAAGUAGAUUUACCUUAAGAUUGAACAAACCUUUCCAUUAAAAAUUCAAAACAGUGUUCUUAACUUUGAAGAUGACCAGUUAUAAGGAUUUUUUUAAAAAUCAUAAAAUAUUUUCACAAACUUAAAAUCUUAUAUAGUCUAUAAAAUAAAUCUUUGAAAAUAAUGGAGAAUGAUAAGAUGCCUCCAUCUGAGAAAUGUUUGAAUAAAAUUUGCCUCUGAGUUGUUCACCUUAAAUGGAAAUACGGCUAUGUAUCUCAGGUUGUAGAUUUAAUUUUCCAGGACCAUUUUCUAUACCAAUUUUAGUAACACAAAUGACCAUAAAUGAAAUCAUAAAAUAACUGAGAAUCAUAUACUUGAAGGAAAUAGUUUCUCUGUAAUAUACCUGACAGAAUUUUCCAUAUUUAUUUCUUAGAAAUAUUUCCAAAAUAUUCUCUGCCAUUUUAUUUGUGGUACUCAAAAUAGUAAAAAGAAAAAUCAAGCCUUCCGAAAAGUACAAACAUUUGUACUUAACUAUGUUGUCCAUUCAUUUUGUGUCCCUAUAGCUAAUGUACUUUUUUUUUUAAUUUGGUGAAAUGUAAGAAGAUAAAAUGACCGUGUUAACAUUGUUGUUUACAGUUAACAAGGUAGCAGGGCACAGGGACAUAAUUAACCUACCAGUGCUGAAGUGUUUAGUGGUGGGGAGAAUUAGUGUUGUUUCUGAGUCUUACUCAGGAAACAUGAUUUUUUUCUCAUUUUAAUGUAGGGCUGUCCACUUUCUGAUGUCUUUUCAUUUUGACAUACAUUCAUACUUUCAAGGGGAUUCAGAAUCUGCCUUAUUUUGGUGGUUUAGUCUGACAUUAAUUUUUUAGGAGUUGUAUGCAAAUGUUUUACUUUUUACAGUUUUGAAUAUGGUGUGCCAUCCUGUAAAAACUACCUUAUAAUUUUUUUAAGUGCAGAUCUAAAGUUAUUUUUGGCUAUGAACACUGACCUUUUUGUUUCCAUGAAGUGAUAGCUUACCUUCAUUAGGUGACAAUAAAUCUGUUCCCUAAAGAUGAAUGAGUACAUUGCAAAAGUAAUCAGUCUUCUGUUUAGUGUUGGGUUGUUUUAUUAAUGAACCAUGUAUUAAUUAUCCACUCUGUAUUAGGUCCAAUGCUAGAUGUGACUAUUUAGAAGUAUUAUUUUAUUCUAAACAAGUCAAGCAAGUUAAAACCUUGAAAUUUUGAAGACAUUCUCUGAUUAUUUUAUUUUUUUCAGUCUCAAAGUCAUGAAACCUACAUUACAUAGAAAAUAUUAGAAGAUCACUGUGGCACUCAGAAAAUUAUAUAGUGCCUUUCACUAGAGAAAGAGGUCAUGAUUUACAGCCCUGUUUGUAGAAAAGAAAGGGGAGGACACACAGGACACACAUUUGUUAAAAUUGUAUCUAAUUCACUGAUAAGAUAUCAUUAACUUCUUUGUUAAACUAGGAUUUGAUGAGCAAAAUUAAAAAAUUUGAUUCAAAGAAAUAAUCUUAUAAAUGUGUUAAAAUGAACUUUACAACUUUG